AUGGAUUCAAAAAAAAGAACUCGACAUCAGAAAAAAUGUGAUAGUAAUUAUGCAACAGCAGUUACAAAAUCAAAAUCUUCAAGAAAAUCCGAUAGAUCAAAUAAUCAUAGUUCGCUCAACAAUCAAAUUCCGUCUCCAACCGUUUCUAAUUCUUCAAGCAAAAUAACUACCAUAACUAAAAAUCAUCAAUCUUCAUCAAAAUCGGUUAAAACCUCAUCGCUUAAAAUGUCACAAGUUCUUUUAGGGUUUCCGGAUGGAAAUAUAUUACUCGAAGAGGAUAUUGACCCAUAUUUAAGUAAAAUAGGUGGUAUUCCAAAUUGGUUAAUCAAAUCUUAUCCGCCUCCACAUGAUUUUAUAAUUUGUAAAAAUUGUGAAAAAGAAAUGUUUUUAUUGUUCCAAGGCUAUAUACCCUUGGAGGAAUCGCCUUAUGAAAGGAUGGUUUAUGUUUGGGCUUGUAAUCAACAAAAAUGUAUGAAACGCCCUGGGAGUUUCAGGGCAAUUAGGGCACAUAGACUGGAUGAAAGUUUUGUGAAAAGUCAAAAGAAAAAUAAAAAUCAUUGUCAUAAAGAUCAAAUAAAAUUUGAUGUGCAAAACCCUGCCACAAUAUUUAAUGCACCUACUUUCGUGUUGCCAAACACACAAGUUACAUGUGACCUCAAUGUGAAUUACUCAUCAAAUACUCCAACGUGGAGUCAAGUUGUUGCCAGAUCAACAAUUAUAGAUGAUGUUGAUUCCAAGCUUUGUGAUGAUGUUGCCACGAAACUUGUUAUAGGCGAUGUAUCAGAAACUCAUUCAAAAUUGCCAUGGCCAGAAAAAAUUCCAUUCUUUCCUGCCCAAUACCUAUACAUUACCGAAGAAAUCUUGGAAGAAAACCCCGAUCCUAAUCUAAAGAAAUACGAGUGUUAUUUGAAUGGUUCACUAAAUAACAAUGAUGACGACUCAUUUGACUGGAUGGAUGAAAAAUACGAAAAAUCUUGUUUACCAAGGGGUGUUGACAAAGCUUUUAGAAAAUUUUCAGAGCGUGUGUCUGAAUGGCCCGAUCAAUGCAUUAGGUACGAGUUUGAUGGACAGCCACUCUUAUAUAAUCAAAGUGACCCAGCAGCUUCAUUAUUAUUAUCACCACCGUAUGGAUCGGUUAAAGGGCUUAAAACAAGUACACAGAGAUUACCGAAAUGUCCAAAGUGUGGAUCUAAAAGAGUUUUUGAAUUCCAAUUAAUGCCAAAUAUGUUAUGUAUACUUCAGACUGGUGAAUAUGCGGCUAAUAACUCUGAAAAGAAGAGUGGGAUAGAAAAUAGUAAAUGUGGAAUUGCACAAUUUGAUGUUGGAAUGGAAUGGGGUACAGUAAUGAUUUUCACAUGCGAAAAAGAUUGUGAAAGCUAUAAUGUUGGUAAGGAUGAAGUGUCUUAUUACGAAGAAUUGGUUUUGGUACAAUACGAACUGUAG
Molecule: messenger RNA, 1443 nt
Organism: Racocetra persica
Lineage: Eukaryota; Fungi; Glomeromycota; Glomeromycetes; Diversisporales; Gigasporaceae
Source: the annotation of a GenBank genome assembly